CAGGUGUUUCCUCUUUCAGUUUUGGUUAUGUACCUUCACUCUGUGAGAGUCCCGCCGUUAACCUUUUUCUGUUCCUCUUCAAAUUCAACAUUUAGGUUACAUUUCAAAUUCAAUCAAAACAAUUUUUCAAAUCCCUAAUCCACUUCAACCCUUUCUCUUCCACCCAAAUGGAGGAUCCCGAGGGAGUCCUCAGCUUCGAUUUCGAGGGCGGUCUCGACGCUCCUCCUUCCGCCGCCACCGCAUCCGCCUCCGUUGCCGCCGCACCUUCUGGCCCUAUUGUCCAGCCUGAUUCCUACUUACCACCUUCCGCGGCCUCCAAUGGCGCCGCCGCUCCUUCCGUUGCUGAGCCUGUUUCUGGUAACGUUCCUGGACGACGGAGCUUCCGGCAAACGGUUUGUAGGCACUGGCUUCGGAGUUUGUGUAUGAAAGGAGAUGCUUGCGGGUUUUUGCAUCAGUAUGAUAAGGCUCGGAUGCCGGUGUGCAGGUUUUUUAGAUUGUAUGGAGAGUGUCGUGAGCAGGAUUGUGUUUAUAAGCAUACUAAUGAAGAUAUCAAGGAGUGUAACAUGUACAAGCUAGGAUUUUGUCCUAACGGACCUGAUUGUCGAUACAGGCAUGCGAAGUCUCCUGGACCUCCGCCUCCAAUUGAAGAGGUCCUUCAGAAGAUCCAACACUUGUAUUCUUACAAUUAUAACAAUUCUCAUAAGUUUGCCCAACAAAGGGGUUCUAGCUAUACUCAACAAGUUGAAAAGUCUCAGUUUCCUCAAGGAAUCAAUUCUGCAAACCAAGGCGUGGCUGUAAAACCAUUAGCUGCAGAGUCAGGAAAUGUCCAGCAGCAGCAACAAGUUCAACAGCCUCAGCCGCAAGUCAGCCAGAACCAAGCGCAAAAUCUUGCUAAUGGCCAGCCCAAUCAAGCCAAUCGAACAUCAACUCCUUUACCUCAAGGAAUAUCUAGGUAUUUUAUUGUUAAGAGUUGCAAUCGUGAAAAUUUGGAGUUAUCUGUACAACAAGGAGUAUGGGCAACUCAAAGGAGCAAUGAAUCAAAACUAAAUGAAGCAUUUGACUCUGUAGAAAAUGUGAUAUUGGUUUUCUCAGUCAACCGUACUCGACAUUUCCAGGGUUGUGCAAAGAUGACUUCCAGAAUUGGUGGUUCUGUUCCUGGAGGGAACUGGAAAUAUGCUCAUGGGACGGCACAUUAUGGGCGGAAUUUCUCUGUUAAAUGGUUGAAGUUAUGUGAACUGUCAUUCCACAAAACUCGCCAUUUGAGAAAUCCAUACAAUGAGAACUUACCAGUGAAGAUUAGUAGAGAUUGUCAGGAGCUGGAACCCUCUAUCGGUGAGCAGUUGGCAUCCUUGCUUUAUGUUGAACCAGAUAGCGAACUUAUGGCUAUCUCGGUUGCAGCUGAGUCUAAACGAGAAGAGGAGAAGGCAAAGGGAGUGAAUCCAGAAAAUGAAGGAGAAAAUCCAGAUAUUGUCCCAUUUGAAGACAAUGAAGAAGAGGAAGAGGAGGAAAGUGAUGAAGAGGAGGAGAGCUUUGGUAAUGGUGUAGGGCCAGUUGUUCAAGGCAGAGGUAGGGGCAGAGGUAUGAUGUGGCCCCCUCACAUGCAUCUCGGACGCGGAGCCAGACCCAUGCCUGGAAUGCAAGGUUUUAACCCUGUAAUGAUGGGUGACGGAUUACCCUACGGGCCUCCUGGACCUGAUGGUUUUGGUAUGCCAGAUCUUUUUGGCAUGGGUCCCCGAGGUUUUGGUCCAUAUGGUCCUAGGUUCUCUGGUGAUUUUGGAGGCCCCCCAGCUGCCAUGAUGUUCCGAGGGCGACCAUCACAACCUGGCAUGUUUCCUGGUGGUGGGUUUGGGAUGAUGAUGAAUCAUGGACGCGGUCCCUUUAUGGGGGGAAUGGGGGUUCCAGGUCCAAAUCCCCCAAGAGGUGGUAGGCCAGUAAAUAUGCCUCCGAUGUUUCCACCACCUCCGCCUCCACCACAAAAUAUGAACCGCAUUGCCAAGAGAGAUCAAAGAACAAGUGAUCGAAAUGAUAGGUACAGUUCAGGACCAGAGCAAGGUAGGAGUCAAGACAUGCUCAGUCAAAGUGGAGGUCCUGAUGAUGACAUGCAGUAUCAGCAAGGAUACAAGUCGCAGCAGGAUGACAAGAAUGACGAUAGUGAAAGCGAAGACGAGGCACCUAGGCGGUCAAGACACGGAGAGGGUAAAAAAAGAAAAGGCGAAGCUUAGAAGACGUUAACACAUUCUAAUCACACUAGCAUCUGCUUUCACCUAGCACUACAUGUUGAUUAUCCACUAACCAGUAUGGCCCAUUUUGAAUGCUUUCUUAUUUCCUCUGAAAUUGAUAAUAAGAUGAUCAUAUUGCUUUGUUUGAGUUCCUUCUUUUUCUUUUAUAAGAGACCUGGGGAUUAGGUGCUCCAUGAAAGGAAAUUGAGAUUCUGUUCAUUAGUAUUGUAAUUUACCAAAUGGUUCAUUGAACAUUUGAUUUAAUGUGUUGGGAUAACAAUGAUAAUUAGUAGGCUCGACGAAUGUAUACUAGUAUAUUUGUAAAGGGAUUGUAACAUUAGAUUCCUAAAUGAUAAAGUGAGUUGAUUUUUAUUUUA
Messenger RNA from Vicia villosa (hairy vetch), 2596 nucleotides. RefSeq names its product 30-kDa cleavage and polyadenylation specificity factor 30-like. Gene Ontology annotation, cellular component: nucleoplasm. Lineage: Eukaryota; Viridiplantae; Streptophyta; Magnoliopsida; Fabales; Fabaceae. The transcript has 7 exons. Gene Ontology annotation, biological process: mRNA splicing, via spliceosome; regulation of mRNA splicing, via spliceosome. The record is from RefSeq and is a predicted model, not a curated record. The coding region runs from base 168 to 2222 and encodes 684 amino acids. Gene Ontology annotation, molecular function: N6-methyladenosine-containing RNA reader activity; mRNA binding; metal ion binding.